This is a messenger RNA of Colossoma macropomum (tambaqui), 3523 nucleotides long. It is a transcript of the gene rab5ab, whose product is annotated as RAB5A, member RAS oncogene family, b. Gene Ontology annotation, molecular function: GTP binding; GTPase activity. Bases 240 to 890 code for a protein of 216 amino acids. The record is from RefSeq and is a predicted model, not a curated record. Lineage: Eukaryota; Metazoa; Chordata; Actinopteri; Characiformes; Serrasalmidae. The transcript has 6 exons.
CCAGUCAUCCGUUCUGUCACCCGUUUGCAUGUAAAGGGGGGGAAGUUGCGAAAAAACAAACGGUGAAGAAGGUUCAAGCUGCGCUCCUCUGCUGCUCCUGUGGCUCGGGUUUCUCUUUAGCUUUGGUCUGUAGCUCAACCGACUCCCUGAAAACCCUCCGGCUCAUCUGGAAAACAGGAAAGCAGAUUCAUCAGUCGGAAAUCACCUUUAGUCCUGAACAGGUGACUGGCGUCUGGGUCAUGGCAGGAAGAGGUGGAGCUACGAGACCUAAUGGGCCGAAUGCAGCCAGCAACAAAAUCUGUCAGUUCAAACUCGUGCUGCUCGGAGAGUCUGCAGUGGGCAAAUCCAGCCUGGUCCUCCGCUUCGUCAAAGGCCAGUUUCAUGAGUUUCAGGAGAGCACGAUAGGAGCUGCCUUCCUGACUCAGACAGUAUGUUUGGACGACACGACAGUGAAGUUUGAAAUCUGGGACACAGCUGGUCAGGAGCGCUACCACAGUUUGGCUCCCAUGUAUUACAGAGGAGCGCAGGCUGCCAUAGUGGUGUACGACAUCACGAACGAAGAAUCAUUUGCACGUGCAAAGAACUGGGUUAAAGAACUUCAGAGGCAAGCAAGUCCCAAUAUUGUAAUAGCUUUGGCUGGAAACAAGGCGGACCUUGCAAACAAGAGAGCACUGGACUUUCAGGAUGCACAGUCUUACGCAGACGACAACAGUCUGCUUUUUAUGGAAACAUCAGCGAAGACGUCAAUGAACGUGAACGAGAUUUUUAUGGCUAUUGCAAAGAAACUACCCAAGAAUGAGCCACAGUCUGCCGGAGCAACCACAGGCCGCAACCGAGGAGUGGACCUCGAGACUGCCCAGCCUGCCAAAGGGCCCUGCUGCAGCAACUAACCACCGACACACCAACGCACACCUCACCUCCCAACUAACUCUGCAUCACUUCUGGACAUGGGGCGCAUCCUUCCAAACCUCGCUCCUGGAACUGCUAAAGACUCUGUAUAGCUAUGUUUCUAAUACCGUUUUUGUUUUGUUUAUCUUUUACUUUUAUUUUUUAAGAAAAUAUAUGUACUUCAGUAUAAUGGAUGCAUGUAUCACUACAAAGCCUAAGUACACAUUUUUAACUUAACUCAGCAGGAAAGUUAACUAGAUUGAACAAAAGAGGAAGAGUGCUGUGCGUGUGAGUGUGUAUGUGUGUGUGUAUAUAGUUUAGUGUUAGGAAGUGAUUUAAAGCUGUGGAGGCACAGGAAUCUGACCCUGCUAGGGAUGGGUCAUAUUAAUGCUUGCUUUGGAGCACUCGUCGGAUGCUAGUAUUAGUCACGUGGUCCAACCGAAGAGUGUGUGAGUGCCAUAGUGUGGGGAAGAUGCAGAAAUCAGUUGCCCUGUGGAGGCCUGACCAAGAAUGGAUGUAUGUUCACCUGUACAAAUUAUACAGAGAAGCUGAUGUUCAUUAAUCUGGGACAAGCAUUUUUUUUUGUUAAAACUAGUGUAGCAUCCAAGUCUCCUGAAUCUCCUGCUUGUAAUUCUGAAUUGUGUCAAUCGGAAAUUAGCAGCUUACCUCUCUUAUCUUAGCACUUGGACGCAGCACCGAUUUCAGUCUAGUGUUUAUCAGUCUGAAAGGUAUUAAAGAAGUGAUGGAUGCCGAACGCGUUUGUUUCGCGAGGGCUUGGUCCAGACCUUUCCCCAGCUCCUGGUUCAAGUCUACCUGUUGUAUCUGCUUGUGCAGUACUGGUGCAGCGAUUAGGCAAGGAAUCCUCAUUGUAACUAAGCAUUCCUCCUUGUGCCUGAUGCCUGAAGUACAGCUUCUCCUCACUUCUUUCCUCCCUCGCACAAAAGAAUAUCGGUGCCUGGUGGCUUCGCUGCAUUCAUUGCUGUCGUAGAGAUGCUCUGUUGCUUACUUGUUGCUAAUUUGACGAAUAGCUCUGAGGCAUCAUGUUAUUUACUGAGGGAAACCGAAAUGAGGUUGGUGGUCGCUGAACCGUCUGAGUGUUAAGAAUAGUUAGGCAAAUAGUCCACCUUUACCCUAAAGCCUUAAUGUAGUCGGUUAGCAAAGCCAUGUUUGCUAGUUAUGUUUGUUGCUAAGUUUGCUUCUUUAGUUUUGCACUGAAGCUAUCAGGCUAAUGUAGCUAAGCUGCGGUUUGUCUCACAAAGCAGCUCUCUUAUUUUAACAUCUAGUUUGAUGUAACCCUGGAUUUUUUUUUUUCUCAGGAUGGUGGAUUACUUGCUGCUACCAGUCUUAUGAGUAUCUAAAUCUGGAUCAAAAGAGAAAGCUGUUAACUAUCGUUAGCCAUGUUAGCCAUAGCUGGAAUUUGUUAGGUUUAGUGGAGCUGCAGGAACCUUCACCCGCGUGCUUCAUAAAAGAGGCCCCUGAUUUGAGAAUACUCAACAGCUCUGCAUGGUUUGAGGCUAGCAAUUUAGGCAAGCUGUUGUAACUGGUGCAGCUUAAGUUUCUGCUGUUAGCUAUAUAAGCCUCUCGGCUCCAGGGAAGCCUUAAGAAGCAAACUUAGAACACCAAAAAUGUCUUGGCUGAUCAACUGCAGGUUCAAAAAUGGGCAAAUUUGGAUUUUUUCACUGAUCUAUUGCCUGCUGUAUGGACUACUGUUAGCUCUGCUCUCACUGUGUUUUUGUCUUUGUGUUUCACAUAUUCUAGUACUGCUUUGUCCGGGGCAAUGAGCAAGAGAAGAGCAGUGGGGGAGAAGCCCUCUUUGUUCUCUCAGAUAUGUGAAGGGUUUGGUGGCCUGCAGUAUCCUUCAUGAUGUUUGGGCCAGCCAUGAUUGUUUCACAACACAUGGCUGAUGCAGUAUUAAGAUGCAGUCUAGCCUUCGCGGCUAACGGCCGAUCAAAAGCGAUACUUUAAAGACUGCGCCCUUUUUAUUUAUUCGCUAUAUGAACAUAUUCCAGUCUUUGAGGGCUGCUCGAUAGUAAAGAAGACGAGACGAAAUAACCAAGAUUGUCGUAUGUGCUGUGGACAAAGGCCCAGAUCAAAUAUUAUUGUUCGAAAAACCCAGUAUAUCUUGAUACAUCUCAACUGCUACUAUACCAACCGCUCGCCAUGACAGACAGUAUGUAUGCACUCUUCUACAUUGUACAGUUCCCUUUAAAAAAGCCUUUCUUUUCACAAAUUGGUCAAAUAAUGUUUGAUGGUAGUUUUUUUUCAGUGUAUGUAGUGUUAUUAACAAAUCAACUUGACAUUUACCCAGUGGUCUGUCUUGUACUUCUUCUCAAGAUGCUAAAAGUUUUUUUUAUCGUCAUUAUUAUUUCUGAGGUCCUAUCUAAUUGCACAAGUUUGGGUUGUGUUUUUAAUGAGUUAUGAUGAGAUUUGGGACUGCUUGGUGUCUCCAGAGUGGGAUCAAACUCAAAUCGUCCACUGUGUGCUUCUGCUGCCACAGUUGGCUGAGGAUGAUUUAUCAGCAGAGCCAAAAAGGAUUCAGUGAUGAAACAGCAUUAAUCACUGAAGGACUGAUUUGUUUUUUUUAUGUCCAGGUACUAGUUACUAUUUCCAAUAAAGGGGGUGAAUUGUAUAUGGA